CGAUAAACCAAUCCUGCGCACGAUAGCUCAUUUCCCAGAGGAAAGGUUAUCCUCCUCCCCUUCAUGCGCUCUACUCCCCCCUUCCCCAAAAUCUCUCCCCGCCAUUUUCCCACUCUUUCACCUCCAAUUUUUUGACCGUUGAUUUCCCAUAUUUUCCAGCUCCCCAGCUUCAAAUCAAAUCUAUAGGUGAUUCAUUUUGGAGCUAAAUGGUAUCCCGACAUUGUAUUUAUUCAUAUCUACAUAGACUACAUUCAUUGGAGGAUGAUACAUUUUAGGCUCCAAAGAGCUUUCUGCCUUUCUGAAUGAAUGAUGCAAGAAAUGACUAAAACUGGAAAUCAGGAUAUAGAAUCCUCUGAGAAUGACACAGAUCUGUCGCAGGACAUCAUUGGGUCUGUAGAGGAAAUACCGGAGGAUACUAUAUUGUCACGGCAAACAUCUGUCAACUUGGUUCCAUUUGUCGGGCAGAGAUUUGUUUCCCAAGAUGCUGCCUAUGAAUUUUAUUGCAGCUUUUCCAAACAGUGUGGCUUUUCAAUCAGGCGCCACCGCACCAGAGGAAAAGAUGGGGUGGGUCGGGGAGUCACGCGAAGGGAUUUUACCUGCCAUCGUGGUGGACAUCCACAGGCAAAGCCUACAGAGGAAGGGAAGUUACAAAGGAAUAGGAAAUCAUCACGAUGUGGUUGUCAAGCAUACAUGAGAAUUGUGAAACGGUCAGAUUUUGAUGUCCCUGAAUGGCGUGUCACGGGAUUUUGUAACAAUCACAAUCACGAACUUCUUAAAUCAAUUGAAGUUCAUAUCCUUCCAUCUCAAUGCACCAUAUCUGCUGAUGACAAAAGUCGGAUUUGCUUGUUUGCAAAAGCUGGAAUGUCAGCCCGCCAGAUGUUGAGAUUAAUGGAGAUUGAGAAAGGUGUUAAACUAGGUUGCUUACCAUACACCGAACUAGAUAUCAGAAAUCUGCUACAGUCUUUCAGACACGUUGAUAGAGAUAACGAUGCUAUUGACCUCGUCAACAUGUGUAAGAGAUUAAAAGAUGAAAAUUCUGAUUUCAAGUAUGAUUUCAAAUUAGAUGGUCAUAAUAGAUUAGAGCAUAUUGCGUGGUCAUACCCUUCAUCCAUCCAGAAGUAUGAAGCCUUUGGGGAUGCGAUAGUUCUGAACACUACUCAUCGUCUGGAUGCUUAUGAUAUGCUUCUAGGCCUUUGGAUUGGAGUUGAUAAUCAUGGAAUGGCUUGUCUUCACAGCUGUGUACUUUUGCGAGAUGAAAACCUGCUGUCCUAUACAUGGGCACUGAAGACGUUCUUAUGCUUUAUGAAAGGGAAAGCACCACAAACAAUACUGACUGACCAGAAUAUGUGGCUCAAAGAGGCAAUAUCUUGUGAAAUGCCCGACACGAAACAUGCAUUCUCUAUAUGGCAUAUCAUGGCCAACUUGUCAGACUGGUUUUCUUUGCCACUUGGGUCUCAUUAUGAUGGCUGGAAGACUGAAUUUUAUCGUCUUUAUAGCUUGGAAGUGGUUGAUGAAUUUGAAGCUGGAUGGAAGGAGAUGGUUGAUAGAUAUGGACUGCAGUCAAAUAAACACACCAUCUGCCUUUAUGCAUUACGGCACUUUUGGGCUCUUUCCUACUUGAGACACUACUUCUUUGCUGGACUUAUGAGUAGAUCUGUGACAGACUCCGUUAAUGCUUUCAUUCAAAGAAUAUUAAGUGCACAAUCUAAACUUGACUGUUUUAUUGAUGAAGUAGCUAGUAUUGCAGAGUACAACGACAAUAGUGGCUCAAAGCUGAAGAUGCAGCAAAAAGUUCAGAAAGUCUCUUUGAAAACAGGUUCCCCAGUGGAGUCGCAUGCUGCUACUGUUUUAACACCGUUUGCCUUUUCUCUCCUCCAAGAGCAGCUCGUUUUGGCCCCUCAAUAUGCCUCCGUUAUGGUUGAUAAAGGUUGCUUCCAUAUCAGACACCACACAGAGAUGGAUGGAGGAUGCAAAGUGAUGUGGGACCCUAGUCAAGAACUCAUCCAUUGUAGUUGCCAUCAGUUCGAGUAUUCAGGCAUCAUUUGUCGUCAUAUUCUCCGUGUUCUCUCAACAAAUAACUGUUUUCACAUCCCAGACACUUAUCUUCCGUUGAGAUGGAACCUUGUAUCAAAAGAGAACAUUGAAAAAGACCGAAUGGAGCAAGUCAAAAUCCUGGAAUCCUUGGCUUCCACAAUUGUGUCAGAAUCUGUGAUAACUGAGGAACGUCUGACUUUUGCCUGUGAGCAAAUGUCAAUGGUAUUGUCCCACGUCAAACAACUCCCUAGGUUGAACGAUCAUCAUCAUCACCAACAUCAACAUGCAAAUGAGAUUGGAUUCAACAGCCCAUCUGGUCCAUUGAUUAUACCAGAAGGUCCUGAUUCUGAAGGUAUUGUUCAGAGUUUUACUCUUGGAAAUCUUCACGAGGCAAACUUGGGCAAGUUGAAAGAACAAAACCCAAAUUCUGGGAUUGAUUAUAUUAUGUCUAAAAAGAGAAGGCGUUGUUCUACUCCUUGCUGUGGACAAUAUCCACAUAAUGCAUGUGAAUGUCGAACUGGAAGUAACUUACAUGCAGAUAGAGAUGCAUCAGGCUUCUUGUAAAUUAGGGUCUUAAGAGCAAGUUUCUGAUUGGAAAAUAUUUAUCAAAGUAAAUGUAUAUAGAGAUGUGCUCAUCUUUUAUGGUCUAUCCUUGAGCUGAUAGAAACCUGUUCGGCUUUAAAAUGUGUCCCGAUUCCUUUGGGUGUGUGUGGUGGCUGAAAUACAGUCUAAAUUUAGGUUCCCUCGGCUCAAUUACGGGGUUAUACACCUUUUUUUUGGUCUGGAAAUUUCAGAUUGUCCUGAAACUCUCUGAGCUUUAGUCAAUUCUAUGAUUGGAUCAGUAAUGCCUAUGCCCCUUUUCA
This is a messenger RNA of Spinacia oleracea (spinach), 2897 nucleotides long. Its product is annotated as protein FAR1-RELATED SEQUENCE 11. The transcript has 5 exons. The record is from RefSeq and is a predicted model, not a curated record. Gene Ontology annotation, molecular function: zinc ion binding. The coding region runs from base 307 to 2598 and encodes 763 amino acids. Gene Ontology annotation, biological process: regulation of DNA-templated transcription. Lineage: Eukaryota; Viridiplantae; Streptophyta; Magnoliopsida; Caryophyllales; Amaranthaceae.